Messenger RNA from Cetraspora pellucida, 6090 nucleotides. The record is from the annotation of a GenBank genome assembly. NCBI's taxonomy places the organism in Eukaryota, Fungi, Glomeromycota, Glomeromycetes, Diversisporales, Gigasporaceae.
AUGGCUGAAAAUACUGAAAGUACGAGCUGGGUUCCUCUGCCAAAAUUUGGAUAUGGCUUUGCAAUCUAUCCUUUUACCCCUGGUUCACGAAAUAAUUCUUCUGAUUCAACAAAAGACGAAUCAGUAUCUGAUGGUGUUACUAUUUCUGAUGCUACAUCAAUUUCUUCCGCUAAUUCAAAUUUAAAUUCAAAUUCUCCGAUUACCUCAUAUCAAGUUACACUUGAAAUAGGUGAUGAGGUCUAUGUUUUUGAGGAGCAGGGUGCAUGGUAUCGUGGCUAUGUUGUUUCUCAAUUACAUCAAACUGAGGAACCUCAAGUUUAUGUUGGGAUCUUUCCUAUUAAUCAUGUUUAUAUUAAAGAAUACCUUGAUUAUGUUGAAUUACAAGCGGCUGAACUAAAAAGUAGUGAUACCGCUUCUUCUAUGAGUGAAAAAAACACUCGCCCUCCUCCUCCUUUACCAUCUCUCGAAUGCGGCGAUGAUACAAUCAGUGGGAAAACUGAACCUCUGGUUGAUGAGAUAGCUAGUACUGUGAGAGAAUGGAGUAGUUUGUUACCUAAAUAUUUGGAUGAACGAAAAUAUUCAAUGUUCAGAACUGUUAAAGAUCAAAUAAAUGAUUUAUUACAAGGACGUAGGCAAUUACUUGCUCAAACUUUAUCUCAAGAUGAAUUAAGUAAAUUAAGAAAAGAACUUGUUAAUAAACUUGUUGUUGGUAACUUGAUCCAAGAGUUAGAUAUUAUUGUAAGAGAUCCAGAAAAAGGUUUCCUCGCUGACGAGACAAAUAUAUCUGCUAUUCGUCUUUAUCAAUUACAAGCUCAAUUGUCACUUUUAAACAUGGAUAAAACUAAAUCUGAUUCUUUAUUAAUGAGUCCUACCAUAACGAGUCCUGGUUUACAAUCUUUAUAUAAUCCCACUUCAACCGACUCAACCAGUUAUGCUCCAAAAUUUUAUCACAUUUUUUUGGAUUUAAAAGCUUGGGUUGCUUCAAUAUCCUCUCCUGGUGAAUUCACCGAACUUUAUUUUUCUUUAUAUACAAAAUCUGAUUCUCGAUUUAUAACGGAAGAAUACUUUAUUGUACUUAAUCACAAUGGUGUACCAAAGGAUGAAUCUAAAAUUGGAAAAAUCAGGACUCUCUUUACUGACCUUUCUCCUCAUGAUAUUCAAGAGCAAGUUUAUUUACUUUGUAGAAUUGUAAGAACUGGAAGUAUGAAAAUGAUUGAUAAAGAUCUAUCCAAAGAAACCGGGGCAAUGACAUCAUUGUUUUCCAAGACUUCAAAAGAUUCGGAUAAUACGGAUCAAAAUUCAAUUGUUAGUGCGAAAUUCUCAUCGCAAACAUUUCGCCGACCUUUUGGUUGUGCAGUUCUCGAAAUUAGUCAUCUCCUUCAAGGAAAAGAAAAAGAAACUUUUAGUGAACAUGUAAUGCAAAUAUAUGUUCCUGUUCAAGAAUCAACAUUUGCUACUCUUCACGAAGAUAUAAUUCAUAGUCGUGUCAAAGAAUUCGAAAAAUCCCCAAGAGCUGAAAUGAUUAGUGUUUCUAUUCGUCCUUAUUGUGGAGAGUCUGCUACUAUCAUAAAAGAAAACACUGCUUUACUCCAAGACAUUCCUAUUACAUCGCGUCUUGGUUUUGCUGACGUCGUAUUUCCCGGAGAUACGCGAAACGAAAUAUACCUUAGGUUUUUGUCAGGUGAUUUCACCCAAGGUCGGUCUGCUACUUCAAGAAACAUACAAAUUACUGUGGAAGUCAAAUUAGAUACAGGUGAAACGUUAGAAAAUGCAAUUUCUCAAGGUUCUGGUGAACCUAGGAUAACACAUUUCGAUUCCCUUGUUUUCUAUCAUUCCAAUAAUCCUACAUGGGGUGAAUUGAUUAAACUGAACAUCCCCAUAGAAUUAUUUGAACAUGCACAUAUAUUUAUGACUUUUCGUCAUCGUUCUACGAAAGAUAAAAAAGAGGAUAAGAUUUUUGCUUUUGCUUAUAUGCCUUUGUUUCAAGAAAAUCAAGCAUUUAUAAGCGAUGGAAAACAUAAUGUUAUUUUAUAUAAAUAUGAUAAGCAAUUGAUUACCCCUUCAAUAUAUUUAAAUGCACCAUGGUCACCUUCUGCUACAGCUUCAGAUACAGCUUCGGUACAUUCGGCCUCAAACUCUCAUUUAACUCACAAAUUGACAUCUUCUUCUAAAGAUGUUAUUUCGAUUAUGACAUUUUUAUGUUCGACCAAGUACACGCAAAAUGAAGUUCUUCUUAAAUUACUAAAUUGGGAGAAGCAAUUAGUAUCAGAUAUGAAUGAAAUGAUUUCUGUCUUGAAAAAAUUCACUUUUGUUGGAGAGGUUGAAAUAGUAAAGUUUCUUCAAGAUAUUUUUGAUGCACUAUUUGGAAUUUUAAUUUCAUCAAUAAAUCAGCAAGGUGAACUUGAUGACUUGAUAUUUAAUGCAUUAGUAACCAUCCUUGGAAUUGUUUCUGAUCGAAGGUUUAUGAACUUCAGACCUGUGCUUGAUGUAUAUAUUGAGAAACAUUUUUCUUGCGCAGCUGCUUCGUCGAGUCUAAUUCGAUCAAUGAAUCGUCUCAUUUCUGAACCUGCGACUCCAGAGAAUGCACAAAAUUUAAGAUCUGCUAUAAAAGUAUGGCAAUAUAUUUUUAAAAUAAUAAUACGGUCUAGAGAACUGCAACGAACUAAGGAGACGAAUAUGGGAUUAUCAGGUGACUAUGUUGAAGAACAAUUCAAAAAAGGACUAUAUGACCUUUUCAAGAGUAUAGAUAGACUUAUGUCCAUUACAACUCCACAAUCAAUAAUUGGCACGCAAACAUUAGCCCUGCAACAUUUCGCUUCUAUAUUCGCGGAUCUUGGAAAAUGUUUUGAACCUGAAGAUCUUGCGCAAAUAUCUAUCCGUUUCACCGAAUCUGUGAGAUUGCCAAAAGGAAAACUCUUGGCAUAUAAAUUAUUGGUUAUUCUUCAAUUUUGUCGUGGUCCUUUGUUCGAAAAUGUAGAAUCUCGUGCGACGCUCUUGCGUAGAGUCGUAGAAUGGGUUACAGAUCACAUGGGAAAAUGGGAAAAGACAGGAAAAACAAAUGAAGAUAGCGAAGCUGCACGAAUGCAAUGGCAAGAUGGAAUUCGAUUGUGUGUAGCCAUUGUUGCAAUUAUGCUCGAAAGUCUACAAUGUUCUAUUGAAAAAUCUAAAGAAAACGAGAGCAAACAGAAAGAAAUUGAAAAUGUACGUGUGAUCCUUCCUCUAAUGAUGAAACUUUGUGAAUCAUAUAGAGAAUUGUAUUUUACCAGUAAUGAGGCUCACCGGCCAAGAGAGAGAGCUGGAAGUGGAAUAGUAGUUUCACCAGCCAUAUUUAAUUUAGCAUAUCCAUUUUCUAGUGUAAACCUGACUCCUACAACUGGUUCAAGCAAAUAUUCAAAAGAUUUUCAAUUUAGUCCACAACAUAACCCACAAAGCUCAAUUUAUACCGGAUUGGGAGAAAUAGCCGCGGUGAUACUGCAAAUUAUGUAUUUAUUAUCACAAGAUCACUUGAAAGAACACCUACUCUCAACAUAUUAUAGAGAGGGUCAUGAUGCCACUGCAGAAUUUUUAAUCUUAUUAUUCCAAGUUUGUAGAUCCGUUUUACUAAAUGAAGCUUUCCCAGAAUCUUGGUUGAAUAUGAACAUUAUGGCCCAUAAAGUGUUUUUAAAAUUUCUCGAACCAAUAUCCUCUUUGUUGGAGAAGAAUUAUAUUCCCGACAAAGAAGCACCAGAUACAUUUAAUGAACAAUUGUGGCGAGAAUAUUUCAAUUGCUUAUUAAGUUUGCUUACCAGUAAACAUUUGGUAAUUGAAAAUUUUACCCCACAGAAACGUCGUGCUGUGUGGAGACUAGCUAGAGAUCUUCGUGGACAAGGCGCAAAAUUAUUAUCAACUUUGUGGGACGCCAUAGGAUGGGAACAUGGAAAAGAGGGUAAAAUGGGUGGUUAUCAAAGUCGGUUUAUUAAUACCUUAAUUGGUCCGGUAUUGGAAUUGUGCUUAUCUCAUCAUGAUGAGUUGCGCUCUGCUGCAAUAAAAGUGUUAUUCAGUAUGAUUGUUACACAAUAUUCGCUAGACGAAGAUUUCAAACAAAUGGAAUCAGAUAUAAUUGACAUUCUGGAUAAAUUAUUCAUGUCAGAAAAUAAAGGUGAUGAGAUCUCUCAUAAAUAUUUUAUUGCACAAUUACGUGAAUUAUUUGAAGAGGCGUCAGUCGAUACUUCAUUGCGAGAAACUGUCAUGAAAUUUUUAGAUUCUCUUAAUGAAUUUUUGGUGUUAUUACUUGGUGUCCGCGAAUUACCUGAUGGUGAAGAAUUCCAGGAUGACCGAAUAAUGUGUACACUCAAAUUGAUGAAAUUUAUAAAAUCCAUUGACCGAGAUCAAAUUUAUAUAAAAUAUGUGCACCAGCUUGUUCAGAUGCAAGUUAAUUACCAUAACUUUGUAGAGGCAGCCUUGACUCUCAAGUUACAUUCAAAUUUAUACGAUUGGGAUCCCAUUUGUGAAAUAGAAGCAUUACCUGAUCUGAACUUUCCAAAGCAAACUCCAUUUGAUCGAAAGGAGCGGUUAUAUAUUCAAAUUUUGGAUUAUUUUGUUAAAGGUAAAGCAUGGGAAUGUGGUAUCGAGCUAUGUAAGGAAUUGGCUCAUCAAUUUGAAUAUACUACAUAUGACUUUCAACGUUUAAGUAAUAUUCUUAAGCAACAAGCCGUAUUGCAUGAGAAUAUCAUAAAGAAAGAACGAUAUUUUAGCGAAUAUUUCCGAGUAGGGUUUUAUGGUCGAGGAUUCCCUGCAAGUCUACAAAAUCGGCAAUUUAUUUAUCGAGGGUAUGAAUGGGAAAAAAUUGGUGCAUUUUGCGAAAGAAUGCAAAAUAAACACCCUCAAGCUCAACUCUUGAAAUAUAAUAGUACACCAACUGAUGAGAUUCUUCAUGGAGAUGGUCAAUUUUUACAAGUGACUGCAGUGACACCAGAACCUGAUAGAGAUGCAUCUGUUUUCAAGGGAAACGUACCGUCAGCUAUUCGUUCAUAUUACGAACACAAUUCAAUAAAUACCUUUAGCUUUUCACGACCCGUUAAUAAAAAUCCAGAUGGUGUAAAAUCAACCAAUGAAUUCUUGGACUUGUGGACUGAAAAAACUAUAUUGGUCUCUGAGGAUCAUUUUCCCACAGUACUUCGACGUUCAGAAGUUAUUCAAGUCACCGUGAUCGAAGUAUCGCCGAUUGAAAAUGCUGUUGCUGCCAUGAAAGCAAAAAAUCGUGAAUUGUUAGCUCUUGAAGCUAAAUAUAAUGCAUAUCUUACUGCUGCAAAGCCUGUAGAUAAAAUCAACACUAAUCCUUUGUCAAUGUCUUUAAACGGUGCUGUGGAUGCACCUGUUAAUGGCGGUGUUCCAAUGUAUAAAAAAGCAUUUUUCAGUUCAGAUUUUUUAGCAUCGAAUCCAGAUAAAGAAACAUUUGUAAAUAGUUUAAAAGAAGCAAUUGAAGAACAGGUCUUUAUUAUUGAUAGAUGUUUAGAUAUUCAUGAACGUCUUGUUUCCAUGGAAAUGCGUCCUUUGCAUGAUACGCUAGUCAAAUUUUUUCAUAGGAAUUUUGCAGAGGAAAUCUAUAAAUUGUCAGAACGUAAAAAAGCGAAAGCUCAAUCAGCGACCAAGACAACCACACAACCUAGUAUAAUUGCACCAGUUAUACCAUCACCAACAUCGCCAUUUCCUCUUCCUUCAUUAAAUAUGAAUAGGUCAAGCAAAGCGUUCCGUGUCCCUUCACUUUAUGGAAUGGCAUCACUUAAUACCGAACAAUUGUCACCAGUCUCACCAACGUCACCUGCAAAUUCAUCAAUAAUGAACCGAGUAGUAACGACAAGCUUUAAUUCUUCAAGGGCUUCAAUAAGUACACAGAGCGCUUUAACUAGCCCUACUUCAUAUACUAAACGAAUGUUAGUAGAAGGAAGUAAUGGAAUUAAUGCCAUCCCAAUGAGCCCUGAUGGUGAUACUAUUACGGAAAUUCCAGUUAUUAAAAAAAGUAAUACUUUAAAAGAACGUAACCCCUCAAGAGAAAGGAAGUUAACUAUAAGAGGAUGGUCAUUGAGUCGUAAUCGAAGUACGACACAGUAA